CACCAUACUAUCCCUUACGAAUGUGUGGUUGGUGUGGUGCCAUCGGUCAUAGUAGCAAAAAUUGUCAUAUUCGUAAAUCUGGAAGACCUAGGGUAGAUAACAAUCAUAAAAGAGCAUUAAUACAAGGCCUUAACAAAUUUAAAAAUACCGCUUGUGGAUGUUGUGGUAAUGAAAAUCAUGCUAGAAAUGAUCCAAAUGCCCCGUGUCGAAAUCAAAACUGUAUUAAUCCUAGAUUG
Molecule: messenger RNA, 236 nt
Organism: Dentiscutata heterogama
Lineage: Eukaryota; Fungi; Glomeromycota; Glomeromycetes; Diversisporales; Gigasporaceae
Source: the annotation of a GenBank genome assembly